Linum tenue is the source of this 796-nucleotide messenger RNA. Lineage: Eukaryota; Viridiplantae; Streptophyta; Magnoliopsida; Malpighiales; Linaceae. The record is from the annotation of a GenBank genome assembly.
CGUACAUUGAAUUUAGCUGAUGUGGCAACUAAUAAAAAUUAGGGAUUUGAAUUAAAUUUUAAAUUAAAUUAAAAGGGGAGAAGGAAAGUUUCCUAUGCUCUCCCUCUUUCGAAACCUCCCUUUGUUGGCGAAACCCAGCCCUGUCCCCAUCCCCGUUGACCACCACAGACCUAGAUCCAGUCCAGUCACCGCGAAACCCAGCCUCGUCCCCUCUCGUGACCAGCGCGAACGCCGCCUUCUUCCCUCGUCAUGGCGAGCGUGGUCUGAUCGUGUUAUCCCAGGCCGGAUCUUUGGCGAAGUAGACAACGUAGCUUUGGCGAAGAAGACAACAUCUUUGGCGAAGUACAUCGGGACCAUGUCUGCGAGGGACAGUUCUUCAUCUUCGGCCAACACGUAUCACGAUUCAAGACCCAUAUGCCAAGAUUGUCCAUGUACUUUACAAGUUUCUGGUACCGAUAAGAACCCGGGAAGAAAGUUCUACUGUUGCCGAUACUGGAAGGAUUCGAAUGCAAAGUGCAAGUUCUUCGUGUGGGUUGAUGAGUACAAGCCCAAAGUUUGGAAGGAAUCAGAAGAUGAGUUGAAGAACAAACUAAUCGAAAUGGAUGAGAGCUGUAGGGUUGCUAGAAUGGAGGCAGAAAGAAGGAGAAAUGCUAAAAAUUUGCUAUUAGAAGAGUUGAUCAGUACUAAGGAGGAUCACGCAAGAAUGGAAACCGAGCUGAGAAACUUGCUCAAUGUGUUUGCUGUUCUUGAUAGCAGGAUUAAGAAUGUGAUGUUCUGUUUUGUAGUUGUUAUGGCU